AUGCAAGACAUUAAGCAAGCUAGCAAAAGUUUGAGUUCAGAAGUUCAGUCGACAACAUCGGAGUACAAGGAGAUAACUGAACUGAUUGGUGGGCUUCGUACAAGAGCUCUGCUUCUUCGCAGACAAUUGAUCUAUUUCAAUGGUGCGGAGUAUGAGACACUCCAUUGUUUCAUUCGACGUUUUAGCCUGUCAAUGGCCGAGAUGGAGGAGUAA
This is a messenger RNA of Rodentolepis nana, 213 nucleotides long. Lineage: Eukaryota; Metazoa; Platyhelminthes; Cestoda; Cyclophyllidea; Hymenolepididae. The record is from the annotation of a GenBank genome assembly.